Molecule: messenger RNA, 1707 nt
Organism: Penicillium canariense
Lineage: Eukaryota; Fungi; Ascomycota; Eurotiomycetes; Eurotiales; Aspergillaceae
Exons: 1
Coding region: 1-1707 (568 amino acids)
Source: RefSeq, a predicted model, not a curated record
AUGUUCCCUUUGGGCAUUGCUCCAACUUUCCCGCUUUGCUCACUCGCCUCCUCCACGUGGAGAUUACUGGGAGACUCAGGCUGCGAUGCGGAAGUAAAGAAAGAAACGACGAGACAUACCUGGGUGCAAAUCGGCACCGGUCGUCCCACCCCAUACAGUUUUUGUGGGAACAUCUUCAGCUAUUGGAUCGGUACGACAACGGAGAAGGCCACAGGUCCCAAUUACCUAGGAAUUCUUGCGAUUGGUUGGUGUUACAUACUCUCUGCAGAGCUGGUUGCAAAGCAAGGAGGUAGUGCCGUUAUGCGUUACACAGAUUCUCGUGCCGAUAUCUUGGGUGAAGGUCCCUACAAUCCAUCAGAGGAGGUUCAUUUCAUCGACGUGGGGGAAGUGGAUGAACGAACUGCUCGCUGGUGGUCUGCGAUACUCGCAAAACGCGAAGGAUGGCAAGCCAUCGUGAAGGGGAAAUACAUCGCACCUUGGUCAGUAUCUCGCACGUGUGAAACUCCUUUCAUCAUCAAACGACGAAGAAACUCGCUACUAAGGGACUCGCUACCUCUUGUGCAAACGCCUUUAUCCUCGGAUGACGCCUUCGAUGCUCUUCUUGAGUUUGCGAGUUUACAUAACCUCGGAAGUCAAUUUCCUAUUGCUCUUACGACAGCUAUGUCCUUCACAAUGCAUACAUACUUUGGCACGGAUGUCAAACUGCCGCUACCAAGAGCACACGGAGGUCAAACUCCAACCACUACCCUGGGUGCUUCACCGAUGUGGACGGAAUUGAAAAAGGAGCUACCUUACUACAUGACUCUAAGUUGCACUCCGGACGUGAUGAUAUCGACGCUGUGUGGAUCAUUCUGGCAACCGGACAUUCCUUGUAAUAUGGUUUCUCAAUGGCUACAUCCGGUUCUUGAAGAGGUCUUAUGUGAUGUUGCAGAAGGCAAGGGUCAAGAACUUCUUGCUUUGAUCGGUGCCAUUCGCCGGCCAAGUGUGGGUGCGCUUUGGAUUGGAGCAGCGAUGAGCGGCAUAGGCCCUGAAAUUCUUAAAUGGGUAAGGAGAGGCAGGCCACCUCUUGACUCAAAUGCCUUUCCUUGGACUGGCGCCCCUCAACACUUUAUGGAUGAUGCAGGUUCAGGUCCGUAUACCUGGGGCGACCCUGAAUACAUUUCAAGACCUGACGUGUGGCGCUUACUACCCCUCACUCCGACCGACGCAGACGACGACUUGGGCUACGAAUAUCAACCCACGACACCCUGGGAACCUUGCGGGGCGUGUUCGACAACGAAUUGCGCGCUUCGCGUCAUGUCACAUUCCAAUUGCGCUCGGCACGCGUACCGUUACGACCACUUCAACUGGGAAUUAGAGAAUGGAGAGACUGUACAAGAUUUUGGGUUCUCGGAAAGAUAUCCAUCGCUUUUGACAGAGCUUUCCAUCAUUCCAGACAGCAAGGUUAUCAGUCAUUCAUUCGAGAGGAAGGAACUUGAUCCCGAUCGAGAGGCUUCUGAGGAAGCUUCGCUUGAGAUUUUUAGAUGGUUCGUCAUCGGUGGAGAAGGCAUACCUCCUGAGAAGAUAUUCCGCGACGAUUUGCUUCAACAAUCGUGGGACCAGCUCGAUGACCACGUGGGGUAUGGAGAGGCUGAUCCCCCAGAUUCUGAAGAACCUGUGCUCAAAAAUAAGGAUCGACUUGAGGCUUGGCUAGAUACAAUUGGCUGA